Messenger RNA from Zychaea mexicana, 564 nucleotides. RefSeq names its product ubiquitin-related modifier 1. Gene Ontology annotation, molecular function: protein tag activity. The record is from RefSeq and is a predicted model, not a curated record. Gene Ontology annotation, cellular component: nucleus; cytoplasm. The coding region runs from base 65 to 382 and encodes 105 amino acids. NCBI's taxonomy places the organism in Eukaryota, Fungi, Mucoromycota, Mucoromycetes, Mucorales, Lichtheimiaceae. Gene Ontology annotation, biological process: tRNA thio-modification; protein urmylation. The transcript has 3 exons.
GCAUUUUUUUAAAUCUUCGCUUCUUUUGCGGCUGAAGAUACCGGGUAGAACUCUUGCAGAAACCAUGUCAGAUUUAACGAUCAAUGUAGAAUUCAGUGGUGGCAUGGAGCUACUUUUUGACAAUGUCCGUCAACACAAAAUUACACUUCCUGCACAGUCCAAACUCGAUACCUCAAAACCUGCCACACUGCGUGAUCUGAUCUUUUAUAUUCGAGAUAACAUGAUGACCGAGAAAAAGGACCUUUUCGUCGAAAAGGAUACAGUACGACCAGGCAUCUUGGUUCUGAUCAACAAUGUGGAUUGGGAAUUAUGUGACGAACUCGAUUACGAAUUGGAGGAUAAGGAUGAGAUUGUAUUUAUUAGCACACUGCACGGUGGAUAAAAAGAAACUAUUUAUUAUGAAAACGUUUGGAUGUAUGUACAUUUAAUAUUUUACAGCCGUAAAGGCAAUACUGGCCACAAGACUGCUUGACCUUCUCGACACGCAUCUAAGUAUGCUGAAUUAAGCAAAUGUUCUUGUAUUCGAACGUGUUCCGAUGAAGAAGAUGUUGCUGCGGUACGGGU